AUGGCGAUUUUUGACCAUCACCACCCAUGGGUGCUUACAUUUGGUGUCUUAGGUAAAUUCACUUACUUUCCUUUACUUGUGUUUUCUGCUAAUCAUGAAGCAGGUCCAAAAUGCACAAUCAUCAGCUCCGGUAACAUUGUUUCAAUCUUUGUAUACCUUUCUCCAUUGCCAACAUAUAUCCGGAUUUAUAAAAGGAAAUCAACUUUGGGAUUUCAAUCUCUUCCUUAUGUGGUAGCUCUAUUUUCUGCCAUGCUUUGGUUGUACUAUGCAUUCCUUAAAAAAGAUGCACUCCUCCUAAUAUCCAUCAACUUGUUCGGAUGUGUCAUUGAGACAAUUUACAUCGGCGUUUACCUCUUUUAUGCAUCCAAAGAGGCUAAGAACCAUACGACAAAGCUACUUGCUUCUUUGAACGUGGGGUUGUUCUCUGCGAUUUUUCUCUUCACGCUCUUUUUGGCAAAAGACUCAAAUCGGGUCGUAAUUGUUGGAUGGAUUUGUGUUGCUGUUUCUGUGAGUGUUUUUGCAGCACCUCUAAGCAUUGUGUUUCAGGUUGUCCGAACUCGGAGCGUUGAGUUCAUGCCAUUUACCCUUUCUUUCUUCCUCACAUUGAGUGCAGUUAUGUGGUUUGCAUACGGUUUACUGCUGAAGGAUUUAUGCGUAGCUCUCCCAAACAUUCUGGGUUUCUUCUUAGGGCUGCUUCAGAUGUUGUUAUAUGGGAUUUACAGAAAUGCCAAGAAAGUGGUGGAGGAGAAAAAACAGCCGGAACACAUAAUAAACAUAGCGGUGGUAGGGGACUGUGAAAUACAUCAAUUUGAGCCAAAAACAAGUGGCAGUGGCAGUGGCAAUGUUGUGGCUGAAGAGGAAAAGAAGGAUGAACAAACAGAUGGCCAUCAUAAAACUGUAGCUUCGGAAGACGACGAACCGGGCGGAAUGAAUGUACAGACUGUUUCACCUGUGCUUGUCAUGUGUGCAGCUUGA
This is a messenger RNA of Ilex paraguariensis (yerba mate), 975 nucleotides long. The record is from the annotation of a GenBank genome assembly. NCBI's taxonomy places the organism in Eukaryota, Viridiplantae, Streptophyta, Magnoliopsida, Aquifoliales, Aquifoliaceae.